CUGAAGAUCGGCAGCUCCGCUUUGUGCUAGCUUCGAGUAAAAGAAAAAACAAUCAAAUACUAACGGAGUUGCGCCUUUCAUCACAUUAACUGCCUAACACCCAUAAAAAAGAAGCCUUUGCUCCUACGCUAAAUCUCUUCAAAAAUAUCUGCAAUGGUCUUUCCGUUAUGGAUAACAGUGACAUCGCUAAUUUUAAUAGUAGCAACCGGAAUAUUUUUAAGCUUGCUUCACCGGCGCCGUCAACACGGAUUCUUCAGAAAGUAUGGCAUUCCUGGUCCAGAGCCCGACCUGUUAUCAGGUAACUACAUGCAGUUGAAAAAAGAUCGUAUUGAGGUGAUGGAGGGUUGGAUCAAGAGGUACGGCAAGGUAUUUGGUUUCUACUUGGGAGAAAGACCUUACAUGGUGGUCACGGACUUGGACGUCAUCAAAGAGUGUUUCAUAAAAGAAACCAACAACUUCUACAACCGACCCAACAUAUUUCUCGAUUUUGAACCUUUCCGAAGCUCCCUUAUAGGACUUUCGGGCUUCGAGUGGAAGAAAGUCCGCUCAGCGCUGAACCCCAGCUUCAGCGCUUCAAAGAUGAAAAUGAUGACUCACACAAUGAGCCAGUGCGUAGAAGAAAUGAUCGAGGUAUUGCGGGAACACGCGGACAGGGGUGAAGCGGCGAACAUGCUCGACGUUUCCCAAGGCCUCACGCUUGAUGUCAUUGCCAAAUGCGCACUGGCGUGGCAGGUAGAGUGCCAAAGAAACGUCACCGAUCCCAUGUUGCGGGCAGUCAGAAAAGUAUUCUUGGAUCUGGACAGCGCACUUGUCGACGGCCUGGUUUGUUUUCCUCCACUCCGCCAGGCAAUCGAGUGGGUAUAUCCCUACUCCAGCUACCACGAUGUGACGAAGCAGAUAACCGACAACUUAAGCAAGGUCAUUGACCUUCGCCGAAAGAAGCAAGGAUCCAGGCCGACCGACAUGUUGCAGUUGAUGUUAAACGAUCAGGAGGACCACGAAAACGCCGCCUCAGCUGACCUCGGGGAAAACACUUUCUCUAUCAGGGACAGACAUCUCAUGGCCAACAGCUUCAUUUUUCUCGUCGCCGGCUUCGAAACGACCGCUACGGCUUUGGCCUUCGUCAUGCAUACUCUGGCCAAGUACCCAGAUGAACAAGACCGCGUCUUUCGUGAGCUUACCGAAGUGUUCCCGGAGAAGAACCAGACCCUGACGUACGACGGCGUUCAGCAGCUGAAGCGUCUAGACAUGGUGAUACGCGAGGUCCUGCGCCUCUACCCGCCUGUGGUGCUCUUUGUCAGUCGGGUCUGUAGGGAAGACACCUCCGUCAUGGGCCAGUUCUUCCCUGCUGGCGCGAAUGUGCUGGUUCCGACCUGGCACAUCCACCAUAAUCCUGACGUUUGGCAGGAUCCUAACACGUUUAAUCCAGAACGGUUCAGCGAAGGAAAGAGCGCGCAUCACCCGGCAGCCUACUUGCCGUUUGGAAUGGGACCUAGAAUGUGCAUCGGAGAGAGGUUCGCGCUGCUGGAGCUGAAACUUGUCACAUGUCACGUCCUGCGAAGGUACAGGGUCACCACAUCUAACAGGACUCAUGAUCUGAUGGAGAUAACUGUGUCGUCUGUGGUGAUCAGACCAAAAGAAUGUAUUGAAGUCACCCUAGAGCUCAGAUAAAAUUCCAAACAAAUGCGUGCAAAAACAGCGAAACUUAAUGCUAUACCUCUUGCAGAUUUGGUUUUAUUGAGGUCCGACUGCACUUGGGUCUCUCAAUUAAAAUGCAUCAAGCAUUAAAAAAA
Molecule: messenger RNA, 1793 nt
Organism: Ixodes scapularis (black-legged tick)
Lineage: Eukaryota; Metazoa; Arthropoda; Arachnida; Ixodida; Ixodidae
Product: cytochrome P450 3A24-like
Exons: 4
Coding region: 154-1671 (505 amino acids)
Molecular function (GO): heme binding; monooxygenase activity; iron ion binding
Source: RefSeq, a predicted model, not a curated record